Molecule: messenger RNA, 1416 nt
Organism: Mus musculus (house mouse)
Lineage: Eukaryota; Metazoa; Chordata; Mammalia; Rodentia; Muridae
Gene: Cldn5
Product: claudin 5
Exons: 1
Coding region: 150-806 (218 amino acids)
Biological process (GO): negative regulation of gene expression; establishment of blood-retinal barrier; positive regulation of cell population proliferation
Cellular component (GO): Schmidt-Lanterman incisure; tight junction; apicolateral plasma membrane
Molecular function (GO): structural molecule activity
Source: RefSeq, marked reviewed
AGUUGGUGUAGUUAAAACCUCCUCUUCUGCUCCAGGACUGGAGGCUCCAGAGCAGAGGCACCAGAAUCAAUUCCCAGCUCCCAGCCUAAGCAGCGCAGAGAGCACCCGGAGGCCCCAAGGGCCGUCGGGUGAGCAUUCAGUCUUUAGCCAUGGGGUCUGCAGCGUUGGAAAUUCUGGGUCUGGUGCUGUGUCUGGUAGGAUGGGUGGGCUUGAUCCUGGCGUGUGGGCUGCCCAUGUGGCAGGUGACUGCCUUCCUGGACCACAACAUCGUGACGGCGCAGACGACUUGGAAGGGGCUGUGGAUGUCGUGCGUGGUGCAGAGUACCGGGCACAUGCAGUGCAAGGUGUAUGAAUCUGUGCUGGCGCUGAGUGCGGAGGUGCAGGCAGCUCGGGCACUCACCGUGGGCGCUGUGCUGCUGGCGCUGGUGGCACUCUUUGUUACCUUGACCGGCGCUCAGUGCACCACCUGCGUGGCCCCGGGCCCAGUUAAGGCACGGGUAGCACUCACGGGAGGAGCGCUUUACGCGGUGUGCGGGCUGCUGGCACUCGUGCCGCUCUGCUGGUUCGCCAACAUCGUUGUCCGCGAGUUCUAUGAUCCGACGGUGCCGGUGUCACAGAAGUACGAGCUGGGCGCGGCGCUGUACAUCGGCUGGGCGGCCUCCGCACUGCUCAUGUGCGGUGGCGGCCUCGUGUGUUGCGGCGCCUGGGUCUGCACCGGGCGCCCUGAGUUCAGCUUCCCGGUCAAGUACUCUGCGCCGCGGCGGCCCACGGCCAAUGGCGAUUACGACAAGAAGAACUAUGUCUAAGGGCGGGAGGCAUGGCGGGGCUCUUCCCGCAGCUAAGCCCGCGAUGGGAAAGACCGAUGCGGGAAGCCGUGUGUGGAUGACGACCACCGCUGGGUUGCGCAGCGCAAGUCAUGCUGGGUUCGGGCCAGACUUGCCCGCUCUCAGAGUCCGUUGACCAUCACUAGCCGGGCCCUGCUCAGAACAGACUACAGGCACUUUUAAGAACUUGACCGACCUUUUCUUCUAUGCGCAGUUGGCCACGACGUGGGUGGAACGCUCAGAUUUCAUCGGUGAAGUAGGCACCAAACUGCCGCGAACAGUUCCUACUGAGAUCCUGGGGGCACUAGAUGCUGCCUUAAUGUCCAGUGGCACCUGCUAACCUGAAAGGGCAGCUGGAGAAACCCCGGGGCUGCCAGAGGGACGUGUUAAAAAGGGCAUUUUCUUUGUUAGUGGAGAAGAACCUACUGAACCAAAGGACUUAGCCUGGACCUGGUCUCACUCCAGCACUCCCCCAAGGUGGGGGCCCUGUAGGUACCAGAGCCUUAGAGGGGUUGCCUUCCUCCUGGAAGCUUGGGGCUUGGGGGGUGGGCCGGGCAAGAAUUUGCUCAGUAAAUGGUUUGAACACUUUCAA